Molecule: messenger RNA, 888 nt
Organism: Ipomoea triloba (trilobed morning glory)
Lineage: Eukaryota; Viridiplantae; Streptophyta; Magnoliopsida; Solanales; Convolvulaceae
Exons: 6
Coding region: 1-888 (295 amino acids)
Biological process (GO): proteolysis
Molecular function (GO): cysteine-type peptidase activity
Source: RefSeq, a predicted model, not a curated record
AUGUUUGUGGUUGCACAGGGUACGGCUUACCCAACUACAGCUAAGACCACAGUGCAUAAUCAGCCGGUGUUACCUAACCAUGUCAAAGUCAUGGUAGAUGAAGUGGUUAUUGGUGUAGAGGAUUGUCCUCUCCCCGUGCCAGUGUUGCAGUAUAAGACUUUGAAUGAUGUUGUUGGUACUUACACACAAUGGCCUAUUCAUUUAGUUCUGUUGGACGAGGCAAAUGUCAAAAUAAGGUCACCAAGACAAAAUAAGCCCAUAAAAGACCCAAGUGUUGAUCUAUCUGCUGCUGCUACUCGUAGACUUGGCCCAAUUGUAGGUGAAAAUGUGUUUAUGCUUUUGGGGAAAAACUGCAAGCGGCUAGUCAAGACCUUGACAUCAUUUCCUGGUGACAAGGAAUACCUUGAUGUGGAUUUGGACCCGACAGUCUUCCAUCAUGGAAAUGUCAAUGGUGUUUUUGUGAUGUUAGAGGACAUCAAGGAUUUGCUAACAAUGAAUUGGUUAGAUGUCUCGGUUAUACAAGUGUUUAUGAUGAAUCAUUGGUUGUUGAUCGUGAUUUGCAUCAACUUAAAAACGGUGUAUGUAUUUGAUCCUUUGAAAUGUGGACGCACUCUUGAAGUCAAACCUAGUAUGAAUAUGGCAUUUCGAUCCGUUCCAACAAAUGGAUGGGGUGUUAGAAGUAUGACUUGGAAGGAAUGCAAGUGUCUACAACAACCCGGAGGUUUUGAAUGUGGAUACAACACAAUGCGAUUCAUGUAUGAUAUCGUUACCAAGUGUUCAAUGCUUGAUCGUUUAGAUACGGCAUUGGAAGAUACCACAUACUCAAUGAAUGAAAUAGAAGAAGUUCGAGAGUUGUGGGCAAAAUAUUUUCUAGAAGAGUGCGUUUAG